Gadus macrocephalus (Pacific cod) is the source of this 6222-nucleotide messenger RNA. Its product is annotated as patatin-like phospholipase domain-containing protein 7. Bases 573 to 4463 code for a protein of 1296 amino acids. NCBI's taxonomy places the organism in Eukaryota, Metazoa, Chordata, Actinopteri, Gadiformes, Gadidae. The transcript has 35 exons. Gene Ontology annotation, molecular function: phosphatidylcholine lysophospholipase A1 activity. Gene Ontology annotation, biological process: lipid metabolic process. Gene Ontology annotation, cellular component: endoplasmic reticulum. The record is from RefSeq and is a predicted model, not a curated record.
GGAGCAAAGAAAGUGACAGCAUCUACAUUGAACAACUUUGUAUGCUAGCUUGCUAACUUUGUAUUGACUCAUGGUGUAUUGAAAGUCUUUACCGGGCUGUCUAUCUGUGGUCACGCGGACUAAAAGGUAACAACAGAGUCUUCGCAAAGGUUACCUUGAGGGUUGCAUUUGUAGCAUAGCAUGCUAUCGUUGUAUUUGUGUUAUUACUAAAAUACAUAUGGCAAUUUGGCUGAGCUCUGAUAUAUGUUAGCAUAGCUAGUACUGUGCCCAGACAGUCAGCUGGUAUAGGAGCUCCUACUGCCAACAAAACUACCGAGAAGGAAAGCAACCAACUAUGUGCUACUCGUCAACCCGUUUCUCUUGCGACCUAUGUACGAACACCGGCUAGUCGGACUAAAACAACAAGACACUGGUCCAGCGCCACCAUCUCGGUCAAGCUGGAGUAUGUUGCUCCACUGUUAAUGUGUCACUCACGGCACGUUUAGAGAUCUCUAAGGACGUUUAAACGUUGUGUAUCUCAGUGGGUGACGACGAUCACAACCAAACCAGGUUUGAACCUCUUGUCUGAUAGGAUGAACUGCCAGGAUGGCGAGCAAGGGGAGCUCUGUGGGUGGACGAGUUCGGUUUGGGCAAACAGCAGAAGUGAACUUAAAGCCAGGGUGCAGAUGUUUGUGGAGGAGAGGAUGCAGACAACUAUGCUCACCGGCGUGCUGAUUGGAGCGGCGGUGGCUGUGUCUCUGAUUGGCCUGGUGAUCCUCUUCCUCUACAGAAGACACAAGCUGGCCCGUGAGCGGCAGCCUGGUGUGCCCCAUUACCGCUUCAGGAAAAGGGACAAAGUGCUCUUCUACGGAAGGAAGAUCAUGCGAAAGGUUCAGACGCUGUCCGCCACGACCCCCGGUGCCACGACCUCCACGUCUAAGCAACCUCAGCGCAUACGCAAAAGGACCAAAGUGCUUAGCAUAGCUCGCAAAAUCCUCCGAAUUCGCAAGGAUCCACCCACUCUACAGCCCAAGGAGCCCCCUCCCUCCCUCCUGGAAGCCGACCUCACAGAGUUUGACGUUCAAAGCUCCAACCUACCGUCAGAGGUCCUCUAUAUGCUGAAGAAUGUCAGAGUGCUGGGUCACUUUGAGAAGCCUCUUUUCCUGGAGCUCUGUCGUCACAUGGUGUUGAUUGAGCUGCAGGAGGGGGAGGAGCUUUGUCGACCGGGAGACGAUGACGACAGCAUCUAUGUUGUCCAAGAUGGCCGCCUGGAGCUCCUCAUUCAUGAGAACGAUGGCACAGAGCCCGUGGUGAAGGAGGUUCUUCCUGGUGACAGUGUGCACAGUCUGCUGAGCAUCCUGGACAUCAUCACGGGUUACCCUGCUCCCUUUAAGACGGUGUUGGUAAGAGCCGCCUCCCGCUCCACCGUACUGCGUCUGCCUGCGUCGGCCUUUCAGUCUGUGUUCGACAAGUACCCCGAGACGCUUGUCCGCGUCAUUCAGAUCAUUAUGGUUCGCCUUCAGAGGGUCACCUUCCUGGCACUGCAUAACUACCUGGGCCUCACCACUGAACUCUUCAAUCCGGAGCGGCAGGCCGUGCUCCUCUCCAACCUGAGCAGGCUGACGGGGGGCGAGGCCAGCCCGAGCAAGAUCUCCCGCCGCCCCGACCCCCACACCCCCGGCUCCACAGAGGCCCUCCCUGAAGCAGAUGGCGGACAGGAUACUAAUCCACACAGGAAGAGGCGCUCCAUCACCUUCCCGUUUGACAGCACAGCGUCUUCCGGUCACGACGCGGGCUUGGACUCUGACGGGUCCAAAGGCGCCAGCGAUGAACCGUCAUCCACCUCAUAUAAAUCCCGCAGCACUCCCAAGAAGAGCGGGCCCACGGACGGACCCCUGGCGGACGCGUUCCUCUACUCGGGCAGCAGGGGGCGCUCUGACGACGUCUACAGCAGCAGGGAGGUCUUUGAGGCGGCCAAGAGAGACCUCCUGGGCAUCUUUCAGCUGCAGGACCCCAGUCUGCUGGAGAACCGGGUCACCCUCCACCACGUAGAGGCCGGGUCUGUGGUGGCUCAUCAGGGGGACCAGGAGGUGAGCAUCCAGUUUGUGAUCUCGGGCUCCCUGCACGUGUUCCAGCGGAUGGUGGACCGCGAGGAGGAGUCGUGUCUGUUCGUCACCUUCCCCGGGGAGCUGGUGGGCCAGCUGGCCGUGCUGACAGGGGAGCCCCUCAUCUUCACCGUGCGCGCCCAGCGGGACUGUCGCUUCCUCGCCAUCUCAAAGAGCCACUUCUAUGAGAUCAUGCGGGUGGAGCCCAAGGUGCUGCUGAACAUCGCCCACACGGUGGUCCGCAGGAUGUCCCCCUUCGUGCGGCAGAUCGACUUCGCCCUGGACUGGGUGGCGGUGGAGGCCGGCAGGGCGGUCUACAGGCAGGGAGAGAAGUCGGACAGCUCCUACAUCGUGCUGAGCGGACGCCUGCGCUCUGUCAUCCAGAAGGACGACGGCAAGAAGGAGCUGACGGGGGAGUACGGACGGGGAGACCUCAUCGGCGUGGUGGAGGCCCUGACCAAUCAGAACCGAGCCACAACGGUGCACGCGGUGCGGGACUCUGAGCUGGCCAAGCUGCCGCAGGGAGCGCUGAGCUCCAUCAAGAGGAAGUUCCCUCAGGUUGUCACCCGGCUGAUUCACUUACUGGGCCAGAAAAUCCUCCAGCAAGUCAAUGGCCCCCUGACAGCCCGCAGCCUGGACGCGGGUAACCAGGCCUCCAACCUCUGCACCGUGACGGUGCUGCCCGUGUCCGAGGAGGUCCCCCUCACCGCCUUCACCCUGGAGCUGCAGCUCGCCCUCCUGGCCAUCGGUCCCACUCUGCUGCUGAACAGUGAUUGCAUCAAGCAGUGUCUGGGGGCCGCCGCUCUGGACAGCGUCCACGAGUACCGUCUGUCCAGCUGGCUGGGACAGCAGGAAGACAUCCAUCGCAUCGUCCUCUACCAGACGGACAACGGCCUCACGCCCUGGACCCAGCGCUGCAUCCGCCAGGCCGACUGCAUCAUCAUCGUGGGUCUGGGGGAGCAGGACCCCGCCGUGGGGGAGCUGGAGCGCAUGCUGGAGCGCAGCGCCGUGCGGGCUCAGAAGCAGCUGGUCCUGCUGCACCGCGAGGACGGGCCCCCGCCCACCGGCACCGUCCACUGGCUCAACAUGCGCAGCUGGAUCUCCAGGCACCACCACCUCUCCUGCCCCCGCAGGGUCUUCUCCAAGAGGAGCCUGCCCAAGCUGAGGGAGAUGUACCAGAGGGUGUUCCAGAAGCCCGCUGACAGACAUUCAGACUUCUCCCGCCUAGCCCGCGUCCUCACGGGCAACGCCAUUGCCAUCAUCCUGGGGGGAGGAGGGGCCAGGGGCUGUUCCCAGGUGGGGAUAAUGCGUGCAGUCAGCGAGGCGGGCAUCCCGGUGGACCUGAUAGGGGGCACUUCCAUCGGCUCCCUGAUGGGGGCGCUCUAUGCUGAGGACCGGAGCCACAGUCGCAUGCGGAUGAGGGCCAGGGAGUGGGCCAUGGAGAUGACGUCGGUCUUCAAGAAAGUUCUGGAUCUGACGUACCCGAUCACGUCCAUGUUCUCUGGGGCAGCCUUCAACUCGGGCAUCAGCAAGGUGUUCAAGCUAAAGCAGAUCGAGGACCUUUGGAUCCCAUAUUUCAACAUUACCACGGACAUCACAGCCUCUGCCAUGAGAGUGCACACUGACGGUUCUCUGUGGCGCUACGUCCGGGCCAGCAUGUCCCUGUCGGGGUACCUGCCCCCCCUGUGCGACCCUAAAGACGGACACCUGCUGAUGGACGGGGGCUACAUCAACAACCUCCCAGCCGAUGUGGCUCGCUCCAUGGGGGCCAAGGUGGUGAUCGCCAUCGACGUGGGCAGCCAGGAUGAAACCAACCUGACUAAUUAUGGAGACUCGCUCUCUGGAUGGUGGCUGCUAUGGAAACGCCUCAACCCCCUGGCAGAGAAGGUCAAGGUGUUGAACAUGGCAGAGAUCCAGACGCGGCUGGCCUACGUGUGCUGCGUGCGUCAGCUGGAGCUGGUGAAGAACAGCGACUACUGCGAGUACAUCAGGCCUCCCAUCGACCGCUACCGCACACUGGAGUUUGGGAAGUUUGACGAGAUAGCCGAGGUGGGCUACCAGCACGGGAAGACGGUGUUCGACGUGUGGAGCCGCAGCGGGGUGGUGCAGAAGAUGAUGAAGGACAGACACCUGGAGGACUUCCACAACACCCAGAGCAAGAGCAACAUUGUGACGUGUCCUAACGCUUCCUUCACUGACCUGGCAGAGAUCGUGUCCCGCAUAGAGCCUACAAAACCCUCCCUCGUCGACGAGGAGUCAGACUUCCAAACUGACUAUGACGAGGAGGCGAUGGAGAGCCCUCUGUCUGACCCAGAGCAGCAGCACUUCCAGAGCGGGGAGCACACACAGGGGCAGGACGCGGCAGUCACCGGGUGCUGAACUCACUGGGGAGGAAGAGGCGGGCCGCAGCACAGCCCCCCCUGAGGCCUUCGAAAAUCACCUCACCCCUGCCUUGCCUCCUAUCAGAUGAUCAAUGAUCCCUAAACACUCCGGUCCCGGGAAGAGCGGCUCGGCGAGAUUCACAACCGAUCCUACCUAAUAGACAAUCCCACAGCCACGCACAUGUCUGUGUGUGUGUGUGUGUGGUGUGGCACGAUUAGGCCACGUCUUCUGAUCAGGCUCUUUUUGUUUUUAUUUAUUUUACACUCUUUUGCUCGUGGUAGACAUGUGGUAGGAGCUCAAAGAAGCAAUUCCUUUGCAGAAAACCAAAAACCUCUGUUAAUGUAGAAUCAGCGAGGCAUUCCCUUUGUCUGUGCACGUAUUGCAAGCACAACCAGAGCGUAUUUCACUGCUUCGGGAGAAGAGCGAUGAGACGAGGAGAAGUCACCACGUGUUUAGAGCCAAGAUGGCCACUGACUGUGGCCCACAUUCAUUUCAACGCACACAUUUUAGUUUAUUCUGAAGAAUCCUACGAGAUAUGUUGUGCACUUUGUACAUCUCAGUUGAUCUUCUUCACUUCUGUUGAAGCCUACCGAGAAAGACUCCUUUAUUCCGUAUUUUUUUAUUAAAUUUAGUAGCCAUAUGCCCAUAAAUGGACAAUGUUUUGUGUCAUGCAUAACCAAACAUUUGAUCAUGAUUCCAAAUGCAACUAACUAUAUAUAUAUAUAUAUAUAUAUAUAUAUAUAUAUAUAUGCAGUAUAUGUGUAUGAUUUGUAUUUAACCUAAAUUAGUAUUGUAAUUAACAUAAUUGGAUAAUCAUGUAUGACUGGGCUAAUGAAUAACAUGUCUGCUCUUACUUACACACCACUACCACUACUGCCUUCUCAAUGCAAAGUACGUUAAAUGGAUCCCUGAGAAUGACACAUUUUUAUGAUAAGGUCAAUGUUGAAAACUUCAAAUGCCUGCCACCCAGUCAUAUUCUCAGCAAGUCUGGUAGAGUAAUUAUAAGCAAACAGACGAAAGGAAAUGCUAAGGAAUAGACACAAUUAAAGCUUGCUCACAGCUUUAUGUGUGAGCAGGCGUGUCCAAGCCACCACACGUCUCUGUCAUCCAAGGAUGUGGUAAAUCCUGCCAGGCACCAGAAAGAAAAAUGGAAGCACCAAAGUGCCUUAUGGGUAAUGGAGUCUCUUUAUACUGAAAACCCCCCUGCUAGACUUCCAAACACUCAUAGGGGGCUGUUAAAUCCAUACAUUUCAACAUGUAAUGCAUUACCAGAUACAGUGUGGCGACGGCAGCCUGAACUCAGUUACUUAGAGACGACCAGCAUUACUCAACAUUUAGGAAAGGGCCAAUGAACAAGAGUCAGUGAAGAGAACUCUUCUCCCAUUGGUUUGCGAUUUAGUUGACAGUGUUUUUAGGUGUCAAUGCUUAUUUUAUAUGGGCAGUACUCAAACCAGAACAAUGAAUCUAUCCAACUGUACGAAUGAUUAUUUUGAUUGUACGUCGAUUUACAUAUAUGUGUUAAAAAAAGAACAGGAUGAGGUAAAAGAUUCAUUGUGUGGUCAGUGUUUGUUUGAUAUCCCUGUGAACUUGUGAACGCCUUCAACGACAACCACUAGCCACUACUUCCAUUACUGUGCCUUAAGUGGCUUACGUUUCACUCAUGAGUUAAACUUGACUUGACUAAAGUUUACUAAUAUGCCUGUGCGUGUAAACUUUCUAAUAAACCGCCCUUUGUACUCUUGUAGUUUCACGUGAA